GUUGGAUUGAUCCUGCAGUUUCAUUUGCCUGGAAGUAAUAGUCUAUCUUGCAAACCAGUCAAAACUGACAGUGUUUACACCAUUAAGUCUUUUAAAACAGACAAAUAUCUCAAAGUUGAAUGGAAGAAUAACACGACCAAGUUGUCAUUUACAGGAAACUCAAACGACUGUGGCAUUUGUAAGUUAUCAAACCAAAUAUAUUAUAUUGUUUCCUCAAAAGAAAACCGGGUUCUUUCGCUAGAGAGGGUAGAAAAACUGUGGAGUACAAAUACAAGACCAACGUUGGUGAAUUUGGUUAUAAUUGAGGAUGAAAGACAUUCUUAAGCAGGUCAUAGGGGUGCCGAGAGAAUCAAUGUAUAGCACUUUAAAGAUAUAAAAGAUAAUGUUGUUUGGUUGUAGUUCUGCAAAACAACAAUGUGACAAUUACAAUCAUCUUCAUAAUCAUCAUCAUUAUCGGUAUUAUUAUUUUAUUAUUGUUAUUGUAGAAGGAGAUUUGAAAACGUUACUGCUCAAAUAGACCUCUUUCAUCAAGAGGUUUUCCAUUCUUGCCUUUAUCUUGAAAUUGGCUCCUUUUCAAUCCAAUGGCUGCAUUUUUCGGUAGUCACUUUCUUAAAACGUCCGGCAAGAAUUACUGAAUAACUCACAGAUAUUUUACAUAUAACGUUUUGUUUUGUUUUGUUUCAGAUUUUCUUCCUCGAAAAAUUCCUAGCACAAACGAAUACACAAUUUCACUUGAUAACAAGACAAACUAUUAUCUAGCUAUAGAACACGGAAAGUUGGUUGUGAAGGUAGGCGUACCUCGCAAAGGGAUAAAACAAAUUAAGAGCGUUGGGUGAUAGAGUUUUUCCGUCUACAAUUCUUGUGAUUUAUAGAAAAGGUUUAUUCAGUUAAUCGUGAGUUCAAUACCCAUCUGAAACUCAGAAAAUGCUUUCUGGGUUCUUCUCUCCACACGUCAUUCUAUUUAUUAUAUGGAUGAUGAAUUACGCAAACUUGUUUUUCAGGUUAACAUGCAAUACAUUACACUACCCACAAUUAAGAUUUUAAAACAUUUUCGUUAUAUAAACACCAGUGUAAUGCAAGUUGAGCUUUCACUCGUCAAUCUUGUUAUUAGUUCACACUGAAUGAGCAAGAGUAGCCGCACAGAGUGGGCGGCCUUCUAGUGACAUCACAUCCUUGUUUCAACUUCUCUUCUUUCUGUAUAGCUUUGACUAGCUUUAGAAAACGGAGCAUUGAUGGAGCCCGAGAGGGGAUAAAAUGAGCGCAACGUCGUCCUCAAGUUUAUCAGUUAAUUACUUAUUACUGUAACGAGUUAUUGACGUAAAAUGGUUGCUUUACCUUUCACCUUUUUCACAAGUAGAAAGAUUACCGUUGCCGCCCCUUAAAUAUACAAAAUUUCACUUCUAGUGUUGAGAAAAAAUAUUUCACGAGUGAGCGACCUUGUAAGUUUAUCUAUGCAUGUUAUCAUCUAUUAGCAGAAGAUGAAUCCGCCUUUGAAAGAAUGUCGUUUCCAGUUGAGGAGAAUCAGCUUGAAUUACAGCCGGGGAGAUAACAGACCUGUCUCAGAGGACUAUCAUGUUGUUGUUUCCAUGUCAACUAACAAUUCUGAGUAUAACGCUAUCACAAGUAACAGGUUCGGAAAAGUUUCUUUGGGAUAUUGGAAGGACUGUAGAGCAUGGUUUAAUAUAUCGCUUGCAAUAUAA
Messenger RNA from Porites evermanni, 1700 nucleotides. NCBI's taxonomy places the organism in Eukaryota, Metazoa, Cnidaria, Anthozoa, Scleractinia, Poritidae. The record is from the annotation of a GenBank genome assembly.